GUGCGCAACAGCUGUUUUGAUGUUUUACACAAUGCGGUUGUAUGAAUAAAAAAAAAACUGCAAAGUUCUUGUCAUAAAGUUAAUAAUAUUAAUUCGGAAGUUAUAAGUGUAAUUUGUGCUCCUGCAGAAGCUGCAUACAAUCAUAAUGGAUAUCGACAACACUCUACUGCUGCCUAAUAGCGAGCACAAAUCAGAUAUAAAGACACCAUUUCUAAUUGGAGUGGCUGGUGGAACUGCCAGUGGAAAAUCAACAGUAUGCAAAAAAAUCAUGAUACAGCUGGGUCAAGCCGACAUGGAUCAAGCACAACGACAAGUUGUCACAAUAAGCCAAGAUAGCUUCUAUCGUGAGUUAACGCCCGCUGAGAAAGCCAAAGCGAGGAAGGGUCUCUUCAAUUUCGAUCAUCCAGACGCAUUCAAUGAAAAUUUGAUGUACGAUACAUUGCAGGAGAUAUUAAAGGGCAGAAUAGUUAAAGUGCCCUGCUAUGAUUAUCGCACAAAUUCGCUUGAUCACGAGAAUAAACUAACUAUAUAUCCGGCUGAUGUGGUAUUAUUCGAAGGUAUACUUGUAUUUUAUUUCCCCAAAAUACGCGACCUCUUUCACAUGAAACUCUUCGUGGAUACAGACUCUGAUACACGCUUGGCGCGAAGAGUGCCGCGUGAUAUCAAUGAACGUGGGCGUGAUUUGGACGCAGUGCUGACUCAGUAUAUGACAUUUGUUAAGCCUGCUUUUGAGGAAUUUUGCUCACCGACUAAGAAAUUCGCAGAUGUAAUUAUACCGCGAGGCGCUGAUAACACGGUGGCCAUUGAUCUGAUUGUCCAGCACAUACGCGACUUCCUCAACAAUCGUUCGCGUUACGGCUCGUCGACCAGCAUCGCUACGAAUUGCACGAAUGCGGAACACGAGCAUGGCAAUUUGUAUGGUAUUGGAUUUAGAGGUACUGGUACUGCUGCCAGUGGCGGCGGAGGUAGGCCGACUACUACACAUUGCACUGUGCGCUUAAUACCACCAGCACGUACUAACAACAACAACAAGCACUUGAAAGUCAAUAAUGCUUUGUCGUAUAUAAGACCGCAUUAAUGCCGUUGCGCUUGAUUUUAACAACAACAAAAAUAAUAACAACAAUAUUAAACAACUUGCUCUCAUUUGGUGCAAUAUUUUGUACUAAAUACUAUAAACAAGACAAUGUGAUAACAAUUUUGCUUGUAUGCUGCU
Zeugodacus cucurbitae (melon fly) is the source of this 1213-nucleotide messenger RNA. Its product is annotated as uridine-cytidine kinase. The transcript is spliced from 7 exons. Bases 146 to 1078 code for a protein of 310 amino acids. Gene Ontology annotation, molecular function: kinase activity; ATP binding. Gene Ontology annotation, cellular component: cytosol; cytoplasm. Lineage: Eukaryota; Metazoa; Arthropoda; Insecta; Diptera; Tephritidae. The record is from RefSeq and is a predicted model, not a curated record.